Molecule: messenger RNA, 2225 nt
Organism: Magallana angulata
Lineage: Eukaryota; Metazoa; Mollusca; Bivalvia; Ostreida; Ostreidae
Exons: 12
Coding region: 206-2083 (625 amino acids)
Source: RefSeq, a predicted model, not a curated record
GUGGUGGUUAUUUUUUAAUUUGUAACAAUUGAAGAGAAUGAGACAAUUUUUUGAAAGAGUUUGGCCAGAUAUAAUUGACUGAUGGCGCAUGAUAAGACCAAGUACGCACUUCCACUCGAUGUCGCACCGGAAGUGAGUUAAUCAUCACCAAACAUUUUACUGUAGUAAAAUAACCUUUUUUUCUGUAUGGUAUUGCGCUUCAAGGAUGGCUUGGACUUUGUCAUUGCUUUAUCUUUUUGUACUUGGUGUGUGUGUACUGGAGACAAAUGCCCAGCCAUGGCUUUGUCCCACGGCAGGGAACUGUGCUCAAUCGUUGGGGGAAGAAUUCAACGAAACACUAGCACAAAUAGAUGAUUCCUACGUCAUAGAGUUCUGUCUGAAGAAAAAGGAUUUCCAAACAUCAUGUUUGAAUGAGGCCGUAGUUGAUUGCGAAUGGGCUGGAGACGAAGAGGAGUACUACAGACUACGAAGCGUCCAGAGAAAUACGCAAGGAAAAUGUUCCGAACUUUGUCCAGUAAUGGAGGAUCUUCAGUUGUGUCCAUCCCAUGUAAACAAUGUUUUGUUUUUCGAGAAGAAAUUUCACCAAUUUUGCAAUUCUUACAAAGAAAGCCUGGAUUGCAAAACCACUGCCCUGUCCGGGGGCUCACAAUGUAGCUUUGGAGAGAAACUGUUCUCACGUGGGUUUGAUGACGACACAAUCCGCGUGUUCGAAUAUAUUUGUGAAUCCGGAUGCGCUGACAUUGACACUGCGUGGGAUGUCCUGGAGCGAUGUACGACCACACACAACCUGAACCUAGCGGGAUCACAGUGCAAGACAUACCAAGACCUGGAAUUAUGCUUAUCAACGAGUCAAACAUGUCCUCAGAUUCACAUGAUGGCGCGUUAUUUUGCGAGGAAUUAUACAGAUUACGUGAUGAAAUGCCCUCUACCUAUGCCCGUCAUGAAAACUACAACAAGCAGUGAACAGGAGACAGAAGAAUUAGACCCCGUACUAACAGACGACACACCAAUGCCCGAACUAACAGACGACACAACAUUUUCGAAAAUGGAGGGAAAUUCGAAACCAAAUCAGGACCCCGUAGAAGAAACAAAAGAAAUGGUAACAAAAGAAUUAUCCACUACAACUGUUAAGGUGACAGACGGUGGAACAGUUUCUACUUUGGAUGUCUGUCUGUCGACGUUGCAGUCCCUGGGACCAAUCUCCAUUACAGACAGUGCUUACUGUGACAGUGUACUUUGCCUGGUCGGUCAGGGCGUCCAAUUCGACGACGUCUCUUUAAUGGAAUUGGAAGAUGUUCUUGAGCAAAAAUUUUUAGAACGUUGGAAUUCGUGCGGCAGCGCUGACAACUUAGUUACAGCUGAUGUAUCGGACACAACAACAGAUAAACCAACUCACGACGUCAAAGAAAUGGCAACAGAGACAAGAGACAACACAGUUCAAGAUGUAACCGACUCAGCAAUAACAACAAACAACCCGGCUCGAGUGACAACAUCCAUAAUUACAAAAACAACAAAUAUACCGACUCCAUUUUUAAGUGACAUGAAAACAGAACUGACGACGGCAAUUUACAAAGCAGAAGAUACACAAGCAUUAGAAACCUCGCGGGGAACAAUAUCUGGCGACAAAACGGGUUCCACUUCUGCACUGAAGACAACAACGAAGUAUGCCGCAAAGACGGACACUUCGCAGCCUACUAACUUUCAAACAAAGCAACUUCCGGCGACAUUUUCUAAGACAGAGAAUAUUGAUACGUUUGUUGGAAAGCUUAACAAAGGGUUCAUCGUCAUUGAUAAGCUUCAAACCAUUUACCCUUCAACGGGCGAUCAUAAUGACAGACACUCAACUAAUACCCUGUCUUAUCUAUUGACUUCUAUAACACCUCUCGGUUUUUCGUCAGUUUCUUCUAUUCAGUCUAACUCGGCAGCUACUUCGAACUCAAAUGAAAAAGAUGUUGAACCCGCACCCGAAAAUGCCGGGGCCAAUAUAGAUAGCAAGGAAAAUCUCGAAAAUGUGGCUUCCAGACAAAAUAUGGCUUUCUUUCCUAUUUGCAUAGUAUUUGUAUGUACCAGGAAUUAUCUUUAAGUUAAUUAGUUACAGCAGUGUGAUUUAUGAAAUAUAUGGGAUCAAAUAUAUCUGUACCUCUGAAAGGUGAUAUGCUGUGAUAUUUUGCUAUUAAAAAUUUGUAAUUGAUGAAUAAAUGGUGAAAAAAAAAUAACAAAUUCGG